AUGAAACCGCAUGGGUUUGUCGAAUCCCUGCGGCAAAUCUCUCACAGUCACGGUUCGUUCUCGAAGAAAGUGAAAGAUGCAACGAACAACGACCCAUGGGGACCAACCGGCUCGACCUUGAACGAAAUAUCCAAGGGAAGUUCCCAGAUACGAAAUCUACAGCCGCUGAUCAAGGUGAUAUCCAAGCGAUUGUCCUCCACAGACCCAAAGAGGUGGCGAAAAAUCCUCAAAACUCUGACCUUGGUGUUAUUUGUGAUCCAGGUGGGUGCCAUUGAAUUUGUGAACUGGUGCAAGGCAAACCAAAAUUUAUUCAGCCGAUUCCACCGAUUCGAAGUCACCAACGGCAUAGACUAUCAUCUGACCGUUGCGCAAGAACAGGAGCAAACCAAGAAUAUCAGGAACAAGUCGGAUUUGAUUAUGAGCUUAUUGCAAGAUGAUUCUAAUCUUCAAACCAAGAGGACAAGUUUCCACAGAUUGAGGUCGGAUAUGUCGAAUCCAGGUGAUUCUCACGAUACUACAUACGACUAUGAAGAGGAGAUUGACGAGGUCGAGCGAGUUGUGUUUCCAGCCAGAGGAACCAGAAGUCUUGAUUUGAACAGACAGGAGAUAUUUGGCAAGUUCGAGGACUCGAAUGGGGGCUUCUCAAGCGACGAUAGUAUGGAACUAGACAGUCCCGCUGUGGUCAACAGAAGAAGACAGUUGAGCAUUCUGAUGGAGGAGUCUGAGGAGAUAUCGAGGUCGAGAAAGGGUUCAGUGAGUGAGUUGGCAAACUCUGGAAUAUCGAGAACCGCAACCAUGCCAACGAGGAGGUUUCACCAUCCGAUCGUGCCGGUGUUGAAGAAACCCGUGGCACCCACUCAGAAGCUCCCAUUUCAGAUAUCUGUGAAAACUGCACCGGUGGUGCAACCAGACUGA
This is a messenger RNA of Kuraishia capsulata CBS 1993, 915 nucleotides long. RefSeq lists its product as uncharacterized. Gene Ontology annotation, biological process: actin filament organization; endocytosis. Gene Ontology annotation, cellular component: plasma membrane; endosome; clathrin vesicle coat. The transcript has a single exon. NCBI's taxonomy places the organism in Eukaryota, Fungi, Ascomycota, Pichiomycetes, Pichiales, Pichiaceae. Gene Ontology annotation, molecular function: clathrin binding; phospholipid binding. The record is from RefSeq and is a predicted model, not a curated record. The coding region runs from base 1 to 915 and encodes 304 amino acids.